Linum trigynum is the source of this 3250-nucleotide messenger RNA. The record is from the annotation of a GenBank genome assembly. NCBI's taxonomy places the organism in Eukaryota, Viridiplantae, Streptophyta, Magnoliopsida, Malpighiales, Linaceae.
CCUCGAAUUAACAGGAAUUUUCGACGUGAUACUAUACCCUAACUCUUAAUGAGCGAACCUUAGGUCCUAGUUAUCUAAAUCAUAAAUAUAAACCCUAAGAUGGUGCAUUCAUUUUUUUGCCUAUAUUUGGGCGAAUCAUAACCGUCGAUUAUUGUUUUCAAUUAAAUUGAUCUUGGGGUAUAUGAUUUAUAGAAUUAAGACAUAGAUUGUGAUCUUUAAGGGUUAGAGUAUAGUAUCAUGUCCGAAAAUUCAAUCAAUUUAAGGUCUAGAUAACGUUUUCAUACUCGAGGUAUGUGGUACCCUAGAUUUCAUGCUGUCGAUAUUGAUUUGGCCAACGAUAAAUAAUUUUUGUAAUUCCACUGUCGAUACUAACAAAGUCCAUAUUACUUGUGAAUUUACUUAAUAUUCAUAAGAGCUAAUUUCUUACAUCCAUCAAGAGUUUCUUGCCAUUUAAAAACACGAAAUAUGUGGGGUCGUUCAAUUAACACAAACAACACAAAGAAAGAAGCAAUGUUUGUAAGACCAUACCGUACCGAACUUCAUAGCGAAAAAACUACUUAUUAGAUCUCAAGCAAAUAGGUCGUUAGUAAGCGAUUUUACCAAUAUAAAUCGAUUGAGCCAUAAUUAAAUCAUAAUUUCAAUACAAAAUAUCCUAUUAUCCAACUUUUCUAGUACGAUGUCCGAUUCGAUUUUACCAGGAGCAAAGGAAAGAUGGGAAGGGCUCUUAAUCUGGGGGGUAUGAAAUGAAAUCAGAGGACUGAGAGCCAAAAAGGCCUAUUUAAGGAGUAGACCUCCUGCAAAACCAUAAUUGUAAACAUCUCAAACUCAAACCAUCCCCCAAAAGAAAAGAAGAAGAAGAAAAAAAAAAAGCAUAUAAGGAGCUGCUGCCACCCAGCUUCCCUCUUCCCCUGCCUUAAACCUCUGCUCUUCUUCCCCUUUCCUUCCCCUGCCUUGCCAAGUAAAGAAUCCUUCCUUCCCCUUCUUAAUAAUAGUUUCUUCUGUUCCUAACCAACAAGAAGCUCCCCUCCCACUUUCUGCCUUCUUCCUUAUUUAAACUCUUCCUUCCCUUCCCUUCAAAUCAAAAUCCUUCCUUUUGCUUCUGCUUGCCAUAAAUACAUACAGAACUCUAUAAAGCUAGCUCCUUUAAGCCCUUAUUGUGUGUUGUUCACCUUUCCUGUUAACCCCCUUUUUCCCUUUUUUCCCCUCACCUUCAAAGAUCUUUGCCCAGCUUUCCCUGUUUGCUGCACAAGUUCUCUAGCUCAUUUGUGGGUGACUUUUCUUUUGAGAAGCUAUUCGAAGUUUGAGAGCUUGCAUUGGACAAAAGAGAGAAUCAAAAGAUGGGUAUUUCAGGAACUUUGGAGUAUUUGUCAGACUUGAUGGCAAGUUCAGGCCAUAAACACAAGAAGAGGAAGCAAAUGCAGACUGUAGAGCUCAAGGUCAGGAUGGAUUGUGAUGGGUGUGAGCUCAAGGUCAAGAAUGCCCUUUCCUCAUUAAGUGGAGUGAAGAGCGUGGAGAUAAACAGGAAGCAGCAGAAGGUGACAGUAACUGGUUUUGCAGAGCCACAGAAGGUGCUGAAGAAGGCCAAAUCGACAGGGAAAAGGGCAGAGAUAUGGCCCUAUGUGCCCUACAACUUAGUGGCACAGCCAUACGUUGCUGGUACUUAUGACAAGAAAGCCCCUCCUGGUUAUGUGAGGAAGGUCGAUCAGCCUGCUGCAACUUCAACCGUCACCAGAUAUGAAGACCCUUACACCUCCAUGUUCAGUGAUGACAACCCAAAUGCUUGCUCCAUCAUGUAACAACAGUCAACUGAUACUACUACUACUACUGAUGAUCUCUACCUUUUGUGAAUUCUGGUUCCAACCAAGUUGUAGCUUUUGUAGUACUAGAGAGAGAGAGAGAGAGAGAGAGAGAGAGAGGCUUAAGUUUUUUCUUUUGGUUUGUUCUUGUUCAGUGUGUGGUUUUGGUAGUACUGUGAUGGAGACAUUUUGAUUUUAAUGUUCCUAUGUGAGUCCUUACUAUUAUAUAACAAGAGGGUACAUUUUUUUCUCUUUUCCUUCUGCAAAUUGUAUGGUGUCAUGACUUCAUAUUUUUUCCUGGGGGAUUCUCUGUUUAUGAAUGAUUGUGGAAUCGUAUUAUACGUACUGGAAAAGUCAGCAGUAGAGUAUUUUAUACUAAACUCGUGGUUCAACCGUUUCCGAUUUCUAAAACCGUCUAUCUAUUUAGUUUCGGUAUUCGAUAUUUCUGGUCUGCCCGGCUUAUUAUAUAAUAGGGUUUCUUAAAUAUGACUGUUAGGAGGAGCUAGCAUUGGAUGGGGAAAAGGAGGAAGAACAAAAGGGAAACAGUGGUUUGUUUCUUUGGGAUGUUGGAAAUGAAAACAUGAACAGAAGAAAAGAAAACUGACAUCACCAGAGGGGAAAUGGUUCUGUUUCACAGUUUCAGUGUGGGUUUCUGUUCUGAGGGAGAAAAGGGGAAACAUGGCCAAUAUAAGAAAGCAAUGAGCAAAUGAUACAAACCAAGAGAUUUUGUGAAGAUCCCAAGUGAGGGAAUAUAUAAUAAUACAAUUGAAUGGGUCAAAUCAUAAUAUAUGUUGUUUUUGUUGCCUAUGUGCUUUAGGUUGGAGGAGGAGCCUUUGCCAUGUUGAGAAAAGAGGUCAUUUUGUGCUUCUUUUAUUAUAGGCCAGCAGCAUUUUGUUGAGUUGUGAAUGAAAUGAUGCAUGAUAUGACAAUGUCCUGCAUAGCAAUACAUUUCCAUGACUGUUGUUUUUCAUCACUAAAUUGAACACAUAUGUAUUCAGCGUCACAUUGUAUGUAUAUAUAUGUGUCGACGAAAUACUCUUUUAGAUUAACAACUAGACUUGGUGAUAAAAAAAUCCUCUUGCUCUUCUAUUUUAUACUCGACUCUAUUUGAAUUAACUUGUCACGACCAGUUUUUACCAUAAAAGCUAAGAACAAUCUGGGGAAAAAAGGGUUACAUUUUGGCGCUUUAAUUUUGAAAUCACAAGAUUCCAAAUCUUGAUCCCAAUAAUAAAGGGGAAAUGGCCAAGGGGCAAAAUAAAUUCCUUUCUACCAUGGGAAACAAAAACAAAAGGCACCAUGUCACCAACACUUCUCUUUUCUUUCCUUACCCUCUCCACUCACCCCAACCAAAGAAGAUGGGCCAAUUCCAGAAAUGCACACUAAACUUUGGUGCCACUAACAAAUUGAUCAUCAAAGUUGUAGUUCUAACGAAGUAAUAAGUAUAAGUGAAAUUU